Gastrolobium bilobum is the source of this 1096-nucleotide messenger RNA. RefSeq names its product peroxisomal nicotinamide adenine dinucleotide carrier-like. Gene Ontology annotation, biological process: nucleotide transport; transmembrane transport. The coding region runs from base 7 to 1014 and encodes 335 amino acids. NCBI's taxonomy places the organism in Eukaryota, Viridiplantae, Streptophyta, Magnoliopsida, Fabales, Fabaceae. The transcript is spliced from 11 exons. The record is from RefSeq and is a predicted model, not a curated record.
AAAAACAUGUCUGACGCUGUGAUCAAUGGGUUGGCUGGAGCUGGAGGAGGGAUCAUUGCUCAGCUCAUCACAUACCCACUUCAAACCGUAAACACUCGUCAACAAACCGAGCGUGAUCCGAAGAAAGGCAAGAAGAGUCAAGGGACCCUCGAGCAAAUGUGCCAGGUUGUAAAAGAAGAGGGGUGGGAACGGUUGUAUGGAGGCUUGAUGCCAUCGCUAGUGGGUACAGCUACGUCUCAGGGUGUUUACUAUUAUUUCUAUCAAAUAUUCAGGAACAAUGCUGAAGCUGCUGCACUAAAGCAGAAGAAGAUAGGCAUUGGUGAUGGAUCAGUCGGGAUUCUCGCCUCACUUCUUGUUGCUGCUUUAUCUGGGUGUGUUAACGUGCUCUUAACAAAUCCCAUAUGGUUAGUUGUUACUCGUAUGCAGACGCAGAGAAAAGAGUUAAACAGAACUCCACCAGAUCAGGGAUUGUUAGUUGUCACCGAGCAAACAAAUCUUUCUGCAGUUGAGCCUCUUCCUUAUGGAACUAGCCAUGUGAUUCAAGAAAUCUACAAUGAAGCUGGAAUUUGGGGUUUCUGGAAAGGUGUAUUACCAACAUUGAUCAUGGUAAGCAAUCCUUCCAUACAGUUCAUGCUGUAUGAAACCAUGUUAAAGAAGUUAAAAAGAAAACGUGCUUGGAGUAAGAAGGGUAGCAACGGGGCAACUGCUUCAGAGAUAUUUCUUCUUGGAGCUUUAGCUAAGCUUGGAGCUACUAUUGUAACUUAUCCACUCCUAGUUGUAAAGGCAAGGCUUCAAGCUCGACAGGAUGAAACUGGAGACAAGAGGCGCCAUUAUAAAGGUACAUGGGAUGCUAUUAUUAAGAUGAUGCACUAUGAAGGUUUUUAUGGAUUUUACAAAGGUAUGGGCACAAAAAUUGUACAAAGUGUGCUGGCUGCUGCUGUGUUGUUCAUGAUGAAGGAAGAACUAGUUAAGGGAAUUCAUUUCUUGCUUGCCAAGGAUGCUGCCAAUACUUGAAAGCCAAAGCAUCUAUGAUUGGAGACCACUAACUUGAGUUUUCUCUAGAUUGAGAUUUUAUGAACCAUCUUCAGUUAGCAAA